GAUCGUGAUCAAUUUUUUGUUUUGAGGUUAUGUGCAAGAAUGUUUCCGUCAAACUCUUUCGUGAAAUGAACGUCAUGAGUUCUAGCCUACGAUGCUAUAUUGCGGGAAUUGUGUUUACCUGAUGAAUAUCGAAGAUGAACACAAAAGAAAAGGAGAAGUAUAUCGAGGACUUCGAUUUUCCUCAUUGCGACGAAUCCUCGAAAUAUGAGAAGGUUGCAAAAAUUGGUCAGGGCACCUUCGGGGAGGUGUUCAAGGCUAGAGAUAAGAACUGUACAAAAAAAUUUGUAGCUAUGAAAAAAGUAUUAAUGGAUAAUGAAAAGGAGGGGUUUCCUAUAACUGCUUUAAGAGAAAUAAGGAUAUUGCAGUUACUAAAGCACGAAAAUGUAGUAAAUUUAAUAGAAAUAUGUAGAACACGAGCAACUCAAUACAAUCGUUAUCGUUCUACAUUCUAUCUUGUAUUUGAUUUUUGUGAGCAUGAUUUGGCAGGUUUACUAUCAAAUGUAAACGUUAAAUUUAGCUUAGGAGAAAUUAAAAAAGUUAUGCAACAGUUGUUAAAUGGACUUUAUUAUAUUCAUAGUAAUAAGAUUUUGCAUAGAGAUAUGAAGGCUGCAAAUGUUUUAAUAACAAAAAAUGGUAUACUAAAAUUAGCUGACUUCGGGUUGGCUCGCGCAUUUAGUGCAAAUAAAAAUGGUCAACCAAAUCGUUAUACGAAUAGAGUUGUUACUCUCUGGUAUCGCCCACCAGAACUUUUGCUUGGUGAUAGAAACUAUGGUCCUCCCGUGGAUUUGUGGGGUGCAGGAUGCAUAAUGGCUGAAAUGUGGACUAGGUCGCCAAUAAUGCAAGGAAAUACAGAACAGCAGCAACUCAUAUUAAUUUCUCAGUUAUGUGGUUCUAUAACGACAGAGGUGUGGCCUGGAGUGGAGAAUUUAGAGCUAUUUAAUAAAAUGGAUUUACCUAAAGGUCAAAAACGAAAGGUCAAAGACAGAUUAAAGCCGUAUUUAAAGGAUCCUUAUGCGUGCGACUUGUUAGAUAAACUAUUAAUUCUUGAUCCGUCUAAAAGAUAUGAUUCGGAUUCUGCAUUGAAUCAUGAUUUUUUCUGGACCGAUCCGAUGCCUUGCGAUCUUAGUAAAAUGUUGGCACAACAUACGCAGAGUAUGUUCGAGUACUUAGCUCCACCAAGACGUCCUGGCCAUAUACGUCAGCCACAUCAUCAAGUACCUGGGGGACCAGCAAAACCUAGCUCUAGUAUGACUGACAGUGGUUACCAAGAUCGUGUAUUCUAGCAUGUUCCGUUCAGAUGAAUGUAUCUUCUGUUCUUUAUUUCUUAGAAUUGUGAAUAAUGUAAUGUUUAACAACAACGGCAACAGUAACGUUAUUACUUUAAGUUAACAUUAAAUGUCUGACUUAUGAAAAUAAGAUGUACGAUUUCUUUAUGGACAUAUAUGUAUAUAUAUACAUACAUAUAUAUAUAUAUAUAAAUUUUAUACAAACGGAA
This is a messenger RNA of Hylaeus volcanicus, 1495 nucleotides long. RefSeq names its product cyclin-dependent kinase 9 (gene Cdk9). The record is from RefSeq and is a predicted model, not a curated record. Bases 135 to 1283 code for a protein of 382 amino acids. Gene Ontology annotation, biological process: protein phosphorylation. The transcript is spliced from 7 exons. Gene Ontology annotation, molecular function: cyclin-dependent protein serine/threonine kinase activity; ATP binding. NCBI's taxonomy places the organism in Eukaryota, Metazoa, Arthropoda, Insecta, Hymenoptera, Colletidae. Gene Ontology annotation, cellular component: nucleus.